GGGACACAAACCGGACAAACCGCCAGAGAAGCACGAAUGUGGAGAAGAAAAAAAUCACUGCUAGUGGUUGUGUGAAAUCAUCUGUGUAUCUCUGGGCUCUCUUUGUUUCUUCGUCCAGCUCAACCUUUUGCCUCUGUUUGAGACCGAGGAGGUUUGUCUGAGGUCGAUGGAGAAGUUGAGGAGUCGCUGUCAGAUAUGGGAGAAGUAGUCAGGACGUGGAGAGCUGAAGCUGCAGAGUCCGAGCUGAGAAACUUGAGUUGUGGAAGCGAAUCAACAGGACUGCUCUCUCUCUGUUGCACGCUGUGAAACAAUGGCAAACUGUCUGUGCCUGCACACGGAUCCUCUGUUAUAAACCGGGAAUACGCGCGUUACAUGCGCUCACAUGGAAUAAUAAACACACCUUCAUCUUGCGUCUUUUUUUUUUUUUUGGCACAAAUCAACAGGAAUACUUCCGAUGAGAGCGCUCAUGGUUAUGUUAUAAGUCGGUGUCAGCUGUAGCAGAAGAAGUGCAACAGAUCUGUCCCCCCCCCCCACCACCCCCCACGUCAGCGUUGAUAAACACGCCGAGUGACACCAUGUGCAGCCCGGGGACGUGGAUGUGGAGAGCCGCUUUGUGCUGCGCGCUUCUGGAAACAUUGCUGCACACUGCCAGAGGUCUCAACAUGUGUAUGAGUGGCAGCGCUACAUCCUGUGAAGAAUGCCUCCUGAUUCACCCCAGUUGCGCCUGGUGCGCACAAGAGGACUUUGGGAGGGGUCGGACUCUGACAUCGAGGUGCGAUUUCAAACAGAACCUGCAUAAGAGAGGCUGUGAUCCGCUGUUCAUAGAGUUCCCCAGCAGCAGCGUUUCUAUCCUGCAGAACAUGCCGCUGAGUGAUAAGGGGUCCGGGGCGACCCAAUACGAUGUGGUCCAGAUUAUGCCCCAGAGCAUCUCUCUCAGCCUGCGGCCCGGAGAACAGACGUGGUUCGGGCUGCAGGUACGGCAGGUGGAGGACUACCCAGUGGAUCUUUACUACCUGAUGGACUUGUCUCUGUCCAUGAAGGACGAUCUGGACACCAUCCGAAACCUGGGCACCAAGCUGGCUCAGGAGAUGGGCAAACUCACCAGCAACUUCAGACUGGGCUUUGGUUCCUUUGUGGACAAAAACAUCUCGCCCUUCUCCUACACAGCACCCAAGUAUCAGGAGAACCCCUGCAGUGGAUACAAACCGUUUCCUAACUGCGUCCCCACCUUCGGUUUCCGUAACAUCCUCUCGCUGACGGAUAAAGUCGACCGCUUCAACGAGGAGGUGCAGAAGCAGAUGGUGUCCCGCAACAGGGACGCACCUGAGGGCGGGUUUGACGCCAUCCUGCAGGCAGCUGUUUGUAAGACGGAGAUCGGGUGGAGAAAGGAGGCGUACCACCUACUGGUGUUCACCACAGAUGAUGUUCCUCAUCUCGCUCUGGACGGUCGGCUGGGAGGCCUCGUCCAGCCGCACGAUGGAAAGUGCCACCUGAACGAGAAGAACGAGUACAGCGCCUCCACAGAGAUGGACUAUCCGUCUCUGGCUCUUCUGGGAGAGAAACUGGCUGAAAACAACAUCUUUCUCAUCUUUGCCGUGACCAAACGUUUCUAUGUGAUUUAUAAGAAUUUUACUGCCCUCAUACCGGGGACCACAGUAGAAAUCCUGGACCAGGACUCCAAGAAUGUGAUCCAGCUCAUCGUCGCAGCGUACAAUAACAUCCGCUCCAAAGUGGAGCUGUCGGUGUGGGAUCACCCGGAGGACAUCAGCCUUUCCUUCACAGCCACCUGCCAGGAUGGAAAACCGCUGCCAGGCCUCAGGAAGUGUGCCGACCUGAAGAUCGGCGACACGGUGUCCUUCAAUGUGAGCGUGGAGGCGAGGAGCUGCCCUCCCCGCGGCACCGACCAGAGCUUCACUAUCAGGCCGGUGGGCUUCAAAGACCGCCUGGAGGUGUCUGUGGAUUAUCAGUGUGACUGUGACUGCAGCAAGAAAGCCCAAACCAACAGCAGCAUCUGCAGCUCCAUAGGUACAUAUAACUGCGGGAAGUGUCAGUGCGAGCCGGGCUACCUGGGAGCCCGCUGUGAGUGCCAGGAGGGCGACACCAGCAGCAUGUACCUGAGCGCCUGCAGGGAGGCCGAGGGCAAGCAGAUCUGCAGCGGGAGAGGAGAGUGCAGCUGCAACCAGUGUCUCUGCUUCAAGUCCGAGUUUGGGAAGAUUUACGGGAGCUACUGCGAGUGUGACGACUUCUCCUGCGCCAGACACAAAGGAAUCCUCUGCUCAGGUCACGGAGAGUGUCACUGCGGGGAGUGUAAAUGCCACGCUGGGUUCGUCGGAGACAACUGUAACUGCUCCACGGAGACGUCCACGUGUGUCUCAGACGACGGGCAGAUGUGCAGCGGGAGAGGAAACUGUGUGUGUGGACGCUGUCAGUGCAUAGAGCCCGGAGCCUUCGGAGAUACCUGCGAGAAAUGCCCCACCUGCCCCGACGCCUGCGGCACCAAAAGGGAGUGCAUCGAGUGUCGGCUCUUCAACUCAGGACGCCUCGCAGACAACCAGACCUGCCAGCGCCUGUGCAAGGACGAAAUCAUCACAGUGGAGACCCUCAAAAUGGACGAGCCCGGCGCUGUUCUCUGUCUCUUGAAGACGGACAACGAUUGUGUCAUGAAGUUCACGUAUUCUGAGCACGUCAGCGGACAGUCCGUCCUCACAGCGCUCAAAGAGCCAGAGUGUGGAGGUGGUCCUGAUGCCAUGAUGGUGCUGCUCGCGGUGGUCGGCAGCAUCCUGCUGGUGGGAGUCGUUCUGCUCGCCGUCUGGAAAACGGUCAUCACCGUCCACGACCGGCGAGAGUUUGCACGCUUCCAGAGCGCACGAUCACGAGCCCGAUAUGAGAUGGCCUCCAACCCGCUGUACAAGCAGCCCGUCUCUACUCACUUUGUGGAAACGGACUUCAGCAUGUACGGGAAGUCUUACAACGGAGUGGUCCACUGAUCCCUCGGCACGGGGCGGCAGGACCGGUCCAACUGAACAGAUCCCUGGAGGACAAUAAGGAGGAG
Labrus bergylta (ballan wrasse) is the source of this 3052-nucleotide messenger RNA. RefSeq names its product integrin, beta 5 (gene itgb5). Gene Ontology annotation, biological process: cell adhesion mediated by integrin; integrin-mediated signaling pathway; cell-matrix adhesion. Lineage: Eukaryota; Metazoa; Chordata; Actinopteri; Labriformes; Labridae. Gene Ontology annotation, cellular component: integrin complex; focal adhesion; cell surface. The record is from RefSeq and is a predicted model, not a curated record. Gene Ontology annotation, molecular function: integrin binding.